This is a messenger RNA of Solenopsis invicta (red fire ant), 3096 nucleotides long. Its product is annotated as heat shock protein 83. Bases 642 to 2489 code for a protein of 615 amino acids. The transcript is spliced from 2 exons. Gene Ontology annotation, molecular function: ATP-dependent protein folding chaperone; ATP binding; disordered domain specific binding. Gene Ontology annotation, cellular component: plasma membrane; perinuclear region of cytoplasm; cytosol. The record is from RefSeq and is a predicted model, not a curated record. NCBI's taxonomy places the organism in Eukaryota, Metazoa, Arthropoda, Insecta, Hymenoptera, Formicidae. Gene Ontology annotation, biological process: protein folding; cellular response to heat; protein stabilization.
AUUUUAAAAAAAGUACGAAAACCUCUGGACUUGUUUGGUUCUUGCCAGAACAAAAUGAUUCACGACGUGAUAUGCUACUGAUAGAGAAUAAUUUGGCGCGAUAAGCUAGAUUUCUUUCAAAAUAGCUAACUGUAUUGUACAAGAUCAAAUGAAUAUUUUAAUAUCAAAAAACAAUACCAUAAUGCCGUAUAUGUUCAUGCGAUGUCACAAUAUUCGUAUAAUAUGUGCUGAUAGAGAAAUUUUUUUGAUUUUCAGGAAACUCUUCAAUUAUAUCGAAUAAUUGUUGAAACAGCGAAGUGAUCACGUGAUUUCUGAGCAUGUUAUGGACGCAAGUGUUCGAACGCGCAGACUCUUUGUCUCGUGAGAGCAAAACAUGUAAAUAAUUCGAUAAUGUGCUCUCAGGUCAAAUUGUUAUUAGAAGUAUCGCAGUAAGAGAACAAGUUAGAAAGUUUUCAAAUUUUAUCACACAUUCUUAGACUUACAUUAAUACACAUAUUUAUAUAUAUAUAUAAAGAGAACGCGCUUUAUUUAAUCUUACAUUACGAGCCAAAGCUACAAACAAAAUUCUCGAAGCUAAUCAACACCUUUUAUUGAUUAAUUGAAUUAAUUGAAUUGAACAAUUUGAAGUUAAUCAAUAACAAAUGGAAGACAAAGGCCAGUCAUCAAAGGAGAAGGUGAUUCGACCAAAAAAAUCAUGUGACAAUAUCGAGAACUAUGGCUUCAUGGUGGAUUCUCGGUUCAUGUCACGGGUCAUGAGCAGUUUAUACUCGAAUUCGGAUAUUUUUCUCCGAGAAUUAAUUUCAAACUCCAGCGAUGCUUUGGAUAAGUUUUCUCAUAAACCUCCCAAAGAAAUUGAUAACACAGAGGAAUUAUGCAUCAGGAUCGUUCUAAACGAGAAAAACCGUACUCUAACUAUCAUCGAUAAUGGUAUUGGUAUGAACAGAUCACAAAUUACCAACUAUCUCGGAAUAAUGGCAAGAUCUGGAACUAAAAAGGCUGAGAAUAAGAAUUAUAUCGGACAAUUUGGCAUAGGAUUCUACUCCGUAUUUCUUGUAGCUGAUAAAGUAACUGUUACAUCCCAGUCUCGUAACCACAAUCAAUAUAUUUUGGAGUCUAGUUCGACAGAAACUUUUACCGUUGAAUGUGGCUUCGAUGAAUCAUUGAAACGUGGUACAAAGGUUAUGCUUAACAUUAAGGACGACAAAUCUAAAUAUCUAAAAGAGAAAUUUAUCAAGGAAACAGUCGCAAAAUAUUUCCAAUUAAUUAAAUAUCCAAUCAAACUUCUCGUGCAGAAAGAAUAUGACGACGCGGAAUAUGAGGUGAUCCAUAAAGUAGUAGAGCCUUUCAUUAUCAAACAUAACAUUAAUGAGGAGAAAAAUAUGUGUGUAUACCAUUUAACUGUGAGAAGGCCACUCAAAUUCGAGGCUAAGCUCUGUAUUCCAAAUUAUAAAUCAUACGAUCUUUUCGAUGCAAAGAAAAGUAAUGUAAAAUUAUUUAGUAAAAAUGUUCUUAUUACGGACAACUGCAAAGAAUUUAUACCAGAUUACUUGAACUUCAUAGAGGCUAUAAUUAGCAGUGAAGAUUUUUCCCUUCAUAUUUCUCGCGAAAAGUUGCAAUUUAGCAAAAACUUGAAUUAUAUUCGUAGCAACAUUGAAACAAAUGCCUUGGCUGUCUUCGAAUAUAUGAAGGCAAAAAAUGACAUAAUCUAUAAGAAGUUCUAUAAAUUUUAUAGUAGAAACAUUAAAAUGGGUAUUUGCGAAGACAGCAUCUAUCGCGAAAAACUGUUAAAGCUUUUGAUAUAUCGUACUUCUGCAUCCGGUAACGAAGCGUGUUCGUUGAAGGAUUAUGUCGAUAGGAUGAAACAGAACCAAAAGUACAUUUACUUCAUCACUGGUGAGACUAAAAAGCAGGUAGAGAAUAGCGUGUUCAUCGAAGCUUUGAAGAUGCGCGAUAUCGAAGUGAUUUAUAUGACUGAUCCCAUUGACGAAUUCGUAGUGGAUAAGUUACAAAACUUUCAUGGAAAACCUUUCAUGUCUGUUGUCAGGGCUGACUUGGAGUUUUUCGAAAAUGACGAUGAUAGAAUGAAGCACCUGCAGAAAGCUGCCCGAUUCGAGAGAUUAUGCAAAAUCAUGCAGAGGAUUCUGAGCGAUAAGGUGGAGAAGGUCGUGGUCUCCAACAGAUUGAUUACAUCACCUUGCUGCAUCGUAAACUCCAAAUACGGUUGGACUGCUAAUAUGGAGAAGGUCAUAAAGGCACAGUUCCUGAACACAGUGCCUAUGAAUUAUUCGAAGGCGAAAAUGCAGUUUGAAAUCAAUCCCGAUCAUGACAUUAUUCAAAAGCUCUUGACAAAUGUUAAUAGAGAAAAUUUCAAUUACGCAAGCGUAGAGCAAUUCACAAUCUUACUGUUCGAAACCGCCUGUAUUUCGUCCGGCUUCAUUCUGGAAAAACCUUUUGUGCUUACCAAUAUCAUUUAUCGUAUGAUGAACUAAAAUGUCUGUGGAAGAUGAUUCACAAGACAAGCGAAUAAUAAAGAAAAUGGAUUAAAAUCAUAACAUUAUUUUAUGCGUUGAUAUAGUAUUAUAACGAUAAACUCUGAUACAUAGAGUUUUAUUUGUAAAGCAAGCGUCAGAAUAUUCAUCAUUCAUGGUUCGAGGUCUAUAAUUCGUUAUUUGUGAACUAUUAGAUGUAAACUAUUAGAUUUGGCUAAUAUUUACAAUAAUAUAAUUCAUGAUUAAAAUAUAACAAUUCAAUACUGAUGAAAAAAAGUUACUUGAUUCGAAUAAAUAUGUAAUUAGAUGUUAAAUAUGUUGUCAAAUAAUUCACAUCAAACAAGUGAAUAUUACUGUGUAAUAAGUGUUGCUGAUUUGAUAUAAUAGUUUGAAUGAAUUAAUAACAUAUUUACUAAAUCAAGUAAUUUUUGUCUCUUGGUGAAUGCAUAGAAGUGUGCGAAUCAACCAUUUAUGAUGAAUCGAAUCAAAUCUUUGAUAUCAUGUUUGAAAUGGAAUUGAAUCAAACCUCUUUGAUUUUAAUACGAAUCGAAUUAAAUUUUACCGGAUUUUUAUAUUUUAUGUAAUUUAAACGUAAUAAAAUAUUUUU